This is a messenger RNA of Coffea eugenioides, 1522 nucleotides long. RefSeq lists its product as uncharacterized. The record is from RefSeq and is a predicted model, not a curated record. Gene Ontology annotation, molecular function: zinc ion binding; nucleic acid binding. Lineage: Eukaryota; Viridiplantae; Streptophyta; Magnoliopsida; Gentianales; Rubiaceae. The annotation marks the transcript as partial. The transcript is spliced from 2 exons.
AUGGCUAACGAGGGGGGAGCAAGCUCCCAAGCUUUUGAUCUUAAACUUUUCACAGAAGCAAUCAAAGGCGAAUUGGGACGCAUGAUGGACCAAAAACUUGAACUAAUGCAUCAACGCAUUGACAGCUUAGAGUUGUCUCAUGGAAGCUCCAAAGGCAGCCGUGGAAAGGCUUAUGCACAUGAGUCUACCGACUCUAACUCAGACAACAACUAUGAGCAUAAGCAAAGUAGGUCCAAGCGUGAAGCUAGGCCUUCAAAUGACCACAUUCCGGGCAUAAAGAUGAAAAUUCCGCCUUUCCAAGGACGAUCAGACCCCGAUGCCUACUUAGAGUGGGAGAAGCGGAUUGAACUUGUCUUCGAUUGCAAUACUUACUCGGAGGAGCAAAAGGUCAAGUUGGCCGUGGUCGAAUUCACCGACUACGCCGUUGUGUGGUGGGAUCAACUCUCUACUAGUCGAAGGAGGAGUCGUGAACCUACCAUACAAACUUGGACGGAGCUAAGACGACUAAUGAGGAAGCGUUUCGUACCAAGUCACUACUACCGUGACUUGUACCAAAAGCUUCAAACCCUCAACCAAGGAGCACGAAGUGUCGAGGACUAUCACAAGGAAAUGGAAAUACUCAUGCUACGGGCAGACAUCAUGGAGGAUCGAGAAGCAACAAUGGCACGCUUCUUGAACGGAUUAAGGCCCGAAAUUGCUGAUCAAGUGGAGUUACACCACUAUGUGGAACUUGGGGACUUGGUGGAGAAGGCCAUCAAGAUUGAAAGGAGGAUUAAGAGGAAGGGUUCAACUCGGAGUUACUCCAACUUUUCACCCUCUUAUCCCCAAACUACACCACCAAAGAAAGAGGAUAAAGGGCCGAGUAAUUCCAUCCCUUCAAGACCGAGGCCGGAUACGACUAAGUGGGAGUCUAAAGCAACACCAAAGACUGCCAUUGAGUUGAGCUUGGGGCGAAAUCGAUAUACUAGAUGCUUCAAAUGCCAAGGCCGAGGGCAUAUUGCUAGCCAAUGCCCGAACCAACGCACUAUGAUCAUCUUACCCAAUGGCAAGGUAUGUAGUUUGAUCAUAGAUGGAGGUAGUUGUGCUAAUGUUGCUAGUGCCUUGAUGGUGGAGAAACUAGCACUACCCACUCUACGACAUCCAACACCGUAUCGUUUGCAAUGGUUGAACGAUAGCGGGGAUGUUCGUGUGACCAAGCAAGUCCAAGUACCUUUCCGAAUUGGAAAGUAUGAGGACGUGGUGUUAUGCGACGUGGUCCCUAUGCAAGCAUGUCACAUACUAUUGGGGAGACCAUGGCAAUUCGACAAGGGAGUUACAUUCGAUGGCAUUACUAAUAAAUACUCUUUCAAGCAAGGCGAGAAGAGGAUUGUGCUUGUGCCACUCACUCCUAUUCAAGUUCGUGAAGAUCAAGAAAGCUUGAUCAAGGAAAGUGAGCUCGAGAAUGAGAAGAAAAAAAUAGAAAAAGCCGAGAGCUCAACAGAAAAUGAUAAGGCCAAGAAAAUUGAGAGGAAAAAAACAUAUG